This is a messenger RNA of Umbelopsis ramanniana AG, 1232 nucleotides long. RefSeq lists its product as uncharacterized. Bases 113 to 1078 code for a protein of 321 amino acids. Lineage: Eukaryota; Fungi; Mucoromycota; Umbelopsidomycetes; Umbelopsidales; Umbelopsidaceae. Gene Ontology annotation, cellular component: endoplasmic reticulum membrane. The transcript is spliced from 5 exons. The record is from RefSeq and is a predicted model, not a curated record. Gene Ontology annotation, biological process: protein folding.
GGGCGGGCAAGGGCAGAAUUAUUUUAGUUUCUGCCCCGUUCAUGUCAUCCUUUUCUCUUUUUCUCCUUCUUAUCUUUGUAAGCGGGUAAAAACACAGAGCUUGGAGUUCAUCAUGAGCAUCAUUUCCACCAAUUUCCAAGCAUUCAAGUUUGACGGAAUCUGUCAGACGGUGGCCCUGUCACUGUGUCCCUUAAUAGGAAAAUACGAUGGCAUCGAACCGGUUUGCUAUUCACGAAAUGUUGAUUUGGCAGGCACUCUUAUUUUUCAACCAGCGACUCUCAUCAUUGAUGUCGUGGCCAUCGUCAUGGCUGCUAUUAUGAUUUAUCACAUCAAGUCUAAAUAUACCGCCGUAGGCCGUAAAGAAAUAGUCAUGUUCUUCUACCUCUAUAUGAUGACGACGUUUCUGGAAAUGUUACUGGUCACCGGGAUUAUUCCGACUGCCUCCAGUGUUUAUCCAUGGUUUACUGCCGUUCAUAUUGGCCUCAUGAGUGCAACAUUUUGGUGUUUACUUCUCAACGGUUUUGUCGGAUUUCAAUUUGCUGAGGAUGGCACCCCAUGGUCACUCUGGUCCAUCCGUAUUAGUUCCUUCGUGGUGUUCCUCAUCGUUGGCCUGAUCGCCAUAGCCACCUUUAAUAACCUUGGACCUUUCAGCUAUGCUAACCCCGCCGUCCUGUGGGUGUUUUAUUUUAUCGUGAAUGGUGUGGCUUUCUUCGUGUAUGUGGUCCUUCAGAUUGUUCUGGUGGUCAACACUCUUGACGACAGAUGGCCUUUGGGCGACAUCCUUUUUGGAGCCGCGUUUUUCCUUAUUGGGCAGGUGAUCAUGUACUUUUUCUCGGUCGCCAUCUGUGAUCAAGUCAAACACUACGUUGAUGGGUUGUUCUUUGGUACUAUCUGCACACUUUUGGCGGUGAUGAUGGUUUACAAAUACUGGGACUCCAUCACCAAAGAAGAUCUGGAAUUCUCUGUUGGCAGCAAGCAAAACGUCUGGGAAGUGAAGGAGCUUCUGGAUGAAGAUGAUUUGCAAGGCCAUCCUGCUUAUGGUUCGCCGCCUAUGCAUCCACAUGCAUCCCCGUAUUAGCUGUUCUGCUUACUCCGCGGCAGCCCAUCUAUCUUUUGUUUCAAUAUAACCUCCCCUUUUGCCAUUUCUUAUCGUUUAAUAUAUAUCUUUGGCUCCAUCUUUUGACUCAUAAAACCGAUGUUUGGACCGUAUAGCAAAACGCUUCUUUUUAAAC